CUCAUCAGCCUUGAACAAGGCAGACAAAAAAAGAAGAAGUGUCAUCUGUAAAAUCAAAAUUCUCCGAUUCAGUCAUUGAUCAGAUCAGCCAUGGAGGUGAAUUCGAUUUGCUUGUGUCUGUGUGCUAUAGUAACUUCGAUGGCUAUUGAUUUCUAAUGUAUCAGAGACGAAUUGAUUUCAUAAAGUUUUACUUUUUUUUUAUGUCUGUGGUAAUCUUUUACCAUCUGUUCCUUUCGUAAGUGUUUGUUUGUUUAUGAAAUUUGUCGAAUCAAUUUUGGGAAAAAGGAAAAAACUUUAAGCCGUAUUGCUUGCUACUAGAGUUGAUUCCUCGGUAUCUUCUUGACGCCAAAAGCAUCCUAUAUGGUUUGAAAUUUUUAGAAGAUGUAAGGGUUUCUGAUAUGAGUUCACUUGGCAAUGCCACAUGAGCUAGUUUAGUAAUUCUGUUAUAAAAGUUGUGAUUUUUAUAGAGAGGCAUUAAGAGAAUUUGGAAGAUUUGAGAAUGGUUUUUGGUGUGGGGAUGCUUUUUGCAUUCACCAUUAGUGUUCUAUGAAUGCUUACUUGAAGUCUUUUCCUUUUUGAUUCUUUGUUUGGCUCGUUGAUUCCAGAAAAAAAACAAAUUAACUUUUGAUGUUUACAAACCUUAUCAAUUAGUGUCUUUUUUCACAAUUGUGUCUGCUCUUUUUUUUUGUAUUGGAUUAGAUUGAACUGAAAACUGCUCCUGCUGAUUUCCGGUUCCCUACAACAAACCAAACCAGGCACUGCUUUUCUCAUAUUUAGGCCAUCAUCAGUUUUGAUCACUUGUUGACAUUCAAAGAUCCUUCUGCAGGUGUACAACUGCGAAAGGCAAUGACUGCGAAAGGUUUGCCAAGUAUUACCGGGGCGCCCCCUGUCCUGGAGAAUGCGUUGGGGGUCUCCAUUAGUCUUUGCGUGAUACACAAAUCACAUUCCUCUACAUUGUGAUUCAUCCAUCAACAAUGUGUGUCUCCGUGUAUCUUAUCGCAGGUUGGGAAGUGGAACGAGCAGAGAGAGAGUGGGACUUUCCCGGGUGCUCAUUAAACUAGGCUGGUUCAUCCAUCUAUCUUGAUGAUGAGACAAUCAACGUCCACAAUGAUUGAACUGAAAACUGCUCCUGCUGAUUUCAGAUUCCCUACAACAAACCAAACCAGGCACUGCUUUACUCGGUACAUCGAGUUCCACAGGUGUACAACUGCAAAAGGUGAGGAGUCUAAUGACUGCGAAAGGUUUGCCAAGUAUUACCGCGCCCUCUGUCCUGGAGAAUGGGUUGAGAAGUGGAACGAGCAGAGGGAGAGUGGGACUUUUCCAGGUCCUCUUUGAACCAGGCUGGUUCAUCAAUCUUGAUGAUGAGGCAAUCAAAUUCCACAAUGAUGGUACAUGUGUGUUUGAAGACCACUGAUACAACUUAUUUUUUGUAAAGCUGAAAUAAUAGUAAUGAAUGAUAAGUAUACUUAAUUUUGGAUUUA
Molecule: messenger RNA, 1481 nt
Organism: Camelina sativa (false flax)
Lineage: Eukaryota; Viridiplantae; Streptophyta; Magnoliopsida; Brassicales; Brassicaceae
Product: cytochrome c oxidase subunit 6b-2-like
Cellular component (GO): respiratory chain complex IV; mitochondrion
Source: RefSeq, a predicted model, not a curated record